CCAAACACGCUUGCACCAACAAAACCCAAACAGUCUCUUUUUCUUUCAUACGUUUUCCUUUCAUUUAUUUAUGUAAAUCCUUUUCCCUUUUUUUUUUUUGAAAAAAAUAAGAAAAACGAAACCCGACAUUAUCGCUGCAAAAUGUCGUCGAAGGGGAAGGGAAAGGCCGUCGCUACCGGCGGAGAUAAACGGAAACGUGGCGAUGUUGACGACGACAAGACCGGUGGUGGAAAGAUGAAAAGGAACCGUGCGGUUCUUCAGUUCUUCGAAGACGAAGCUGAUCAUAGUGAUUACGAGAGUGAUGAUAGUGAUCUUAAUUUUGACAUUGAAGAUUUUAUGGAUGAAGAAUAUGAUGUAGAGCUGAAAGUAAAGAAUGAUCCACCAAAAACCCAAAAUGUUCCAAUUGUUCCCAAAGAGGAGCAGAUGGACGGGGAAGAAUUUGAUAAGAUGAUGGAAGAGCGUUUCAAGAAUAAUCCCAGAUUUCGUUUUGCUGAAGAUGCUGAUGAGGCUAAAAGAUCCAUGGAAAGAAAUUAUCUUGAACCUUCUGCAAAGGAUCCAACUAUCUGGAAAGUGAAAUGCAUGGUUGGACGUGAGAGGCAUUCAGCUUUUUGCCUCAUGCAAAAGUUUGUUGACUUGAAGUCUCUGGGUACCAAACUGCAGAUAAUAUCUGCAUUUUCCAUUGAUCAUGUUAAGGGUUAUAUUUAUAUUGAAGCUGACAAGCAAAUUGAUAUUAUUGAGGCAUGUAAAGGGCUUUGUAGCAUAUAUUCUAGCAGGAUGGCUCCAGUUCCUAAAAAUGAAGUGUCUCAUCUGCUCUCCAUCCGAAAAAGUUGUAAUCAAGUUUCUGAGGGCAUGUGGGCUCGUGUAAAGAAUGGGAACUAUAAGGGGGACUUGGCGCAGAUUGUGGCUGUGAAUGAUGUGCGGAAAAAAGCAACAGUGAAGCUGAUUCCAAGAAUUGAUUUGCAAGCAUUGGCGCAAAAAUUUGGAGGGGGACUUGCAAAGAAGAAAGCUGCCAUACCAGCUCCGAGACUAAUCAGCUCAAGUGAACUUGAGGAGUUCCGGCCUCUUAUUCAAUAUCGACGUGACCGUGAUACUGGCAAGAUGUUUGAGGUUCUUGAUGGCCUGAUGCUCAAGGAUGGAUAUUUAUAUAAAAGAGUAUCUAUAGAUUCUUUAAGCUGCUUGAGCGUUUUGCCUUCAGAAGAGGAGUUGUUGAAGUUCAAGUCUUCUGAGAAUAAUGAGUCAGAGAAUUUGGAAUGGCUUGCACAGAUAUAUGUUGGACAGAAGAAAAAACGGAUAAUUGGAAAUGAGAAAGGUGGUGAGAAAGGAGAGGGCUCAUCAGCAUCCGGGCAGAAUAGAUUCGAACUGUAUGAUCUUGUGUGUUUCGGCCGCAAAGAUUUUGGUCUUAUUGUUGGUAUGGAGAAAGAUGAAUCUUACAAGAUUCUAAAACAUGGACCUGAAAAACCUGAUGUGGUUACUGUUGCAUUACGCGAUCUAAAGAAUGGGCCCACUGAUAUGAAGUUUACUGCUUUAGAUCAUCACAAGAAAACCAUGUCAGUUAACGAUACUGUUAAGGUUUUGGAAGGUCCAUUGAAGGAUAGGCAAGGAAUUGUUAAGCAAAUCUACAGAGGCAUCAUAUUUAUAUAUGAUCAGAAUGAAACAGAAGAUUGUGGUUAUUUCUGUUCGAAAGCUCAAAUGUGUGAAAAAAUCAAGCUUUCCUUUGAUGCUUGCUAUGGAAAGGAUAGCGAAUCAGGCUCUUUAGGUUUUGAAGAUUUCCCAUCAUCUCCCAAACCCCCCUUAUCACCUAAAAAACCGUGGCAAGCGAAAGAAAAUAACCGUGGCUGUAUGCAUUUCAACCCAGGCGACAAGGAUGGAUUGUUCUCCAUUGGUCAAACCUUGAGAAUCCGAGUAGGACCUUUGAAGGGGUAUCUAUGCCAGGUCUUGGCCAUACGCUAUUCUGAUGUUACUGUGAAGCUUGGUUCUCAGCAGAAAGUUCUUACAGUUAAAAGUGAGCAUCUUUCUGAGCUCCGUGCAAAGAGCUCCGCCAUGUCUGUAAGUGACGAUCCACGAUCCAGUUCUUUCAAACCAUUUGAUUUACUUGGAAAUGAAGGUGGCUCUGGAGGUUGGACGGGUGGAGCUGGGACAUCAACUGAAGGUGAUGGCUGGAACGUUGGUGGCCUCUCCACUGAAAGAACUUCUUGGUCUAGUCCGGGCUUCACGCUUCAACCUGAAACCAACCCUGUAAAUCCAUCAAGUUCUGUAGAUAAUGAACCAAAUAAAGAUGAUACUUGGGGGAGUCAAGCUAAAGCAAAACAGACUUCAUCUCGGGGUGCAGCUGCAGCUGACUCUUGGAACAAAGCUGCUUCUAACAUUGGUUCUAGCAGUGGUGCAUCUGUGGGCUGGGGUAAAGCAACUUUAUCCAAUGAAGAUCUGCCAGGCUCUUCAAGAGGUUCUGGAGAUAACUGGGGUCAAGGAAUCCUAAGAGAUGAAAAAUCUUCUUUUGAUGCUGCAGCAUCUGCUUGGGACAAAGGAAAGACUGUUAUUGGAAACCAAAAUGGCAGCUGGGGUGAGGCAGCUACCGGGAAGAAUCAAGUGGGUUCGUGGGGAAAAUGUAAUGAUGCAGUUGAAGCAGGAUCCUGGGAGAAGAAUAAAAGCUCUGGCACAGGAGAGGACUGCUUGAGUAACAAGACUACCGGGUGGAAUCAACAGAAAUCACAAGAUGGAGGAGACCCUUGGGGUAAAGCUGCAGAAGAACAAGAUAAGGGUGCUGCACAAAAUGAUUCUUGGGGUAAAGCUGCAGAGAAGCGGGAAAGCAAAAAUGGCGCCGAAAAGCCAACUGAGGGUUGGGGUAAGGCAGGCAGGAGCAGCACUCAACCAGAAGCUGAUAAAGGAAGUGGCUGGAUGAAAGACAAAGCUGAUAGUGCAGGUCAAACUUCAAGUUGGGGCAAUGGGAAAUUUUUUAGUGAAGAUGCAACUGAGUGGAAUAAAGAUGGAUCUAGUAACCAGAAUCAGACUGAUAGCUGGAAUAAGCCAAAGGCCUUUGGUUCUGAUAGGGGAUCUUGGAAUAAACAGGGAGAAUCCUCUUGGGGUAAACAAGAGGGGGGAUCUUGGGGUAAUGGGAAUAGACCAGAUGGAGAUCAAGAGUUUGGUGGCUGGAACAAGACAUCUGAUGGGGGUCAUGGUUCAGGUGGGAGCAGGGGAAGAGGAGGUGGUCGUGGUGGUAGAGAUCAGUUUGGCCGAGGAAGAUCCUCUGGUGAUGGUCAGUCUUCAGGUUGGAAAGGUGGAGAAAACAAUUCAACUGGCAAUGAUCAAGGAGGUGGCUGGGGCAAAUCCAAGGGGUUUGAGGGAAGUAGAGAGGGUGGAUGGAAGUCUGUUUCUUCUGGGGGUGAUAGUGGAUCAGGUUGGAACAAAAGUGGGGAAGCAGAUAAAGAGACCGGUGGGAGUGUGGACAAAUGGAACAGCGGGAACAAAUCGAGCUGGAACAAUGAUCAAACUCAAGGUCACAAUGGGAGCAAAGGUUUUGUUUCUAAUCUGUCUUCAGAAGGGCAAAAUGAUGGUGCUAGUUGGAGAGCACCCAAAUCAAGUGGCAUGAACUCGUCUUCUGGAUGGAACAGUGCUUCUGCUGUGGAUGAAGUACCAGGUGGAAGUUGGGGUGGAGGCAGCAAGUGGAACUCAGGGAAAGCUUCAACUGGUGACAAUACAACUGGAUGGAAAACUGGAAUGAGUGGGGCUGGCACCCAGCCGUCUGACUGGGGUGCUCCAAAAGCUUCUAAGGGAGACCAGUCAUCAAGCUGGGAUAAUAAAACUGGUCAUGUAGAUGCCAACCAGUCAUCUGGUUGGGGUAGUAAAAGCUGUUGGAAUCAGAAAUCUCCUGAACUUGAAAAGGACAGUGAGAUAGAUGGAAACCGGAAUUCUAGCUGGGGUAAGAAAAGCAAUUUGAAAUCUGAAUCAAGUGAUGUAGGUGGAAAUGCUGACUCUGACUGGGGCAAGAAGGGCAAUUGGAACUCCGAAUCCAAUAAUGCUGAUGGAAAUCAAGAUUCUGGUUGGGCCAACAAAAGCAACUGGAACUCUGGGUCCAAAGAUGCAAACCAAGGUUCUAGUUGGGCCAAGAAAAGUAAUUGGAACUCUGGAUCUAGUGAUGUGAACCAAGAAUCUGGUUGGGACAAGAAAAGCAGUUGGAGCUCUAGAUAUGGUGAUGGUAACCAGGAUGCUUCUGUAGCCUGUGAUGAUGAAAACCAAACUGAGACCUGUGGUAAUAGGGCAGGUGGUGGGAAUUGGAGAGGUGGUUUUGGUGGUAGGGAUGGUUCAGACAGAGGGGGUUUUAGAGGUAGAGGUGACAGAGGAGGCUUUGGAGGUAGAAAUGGUUCAGACAGGGGGGGUUUUGGAGGUAGAGGCAGAUCCGACAGAGGUGGAUUUGGAGGCAGAGGUGGUCCAGACAGAGGGGGCUUUAGAGGUAGAGGGGACAGAGGAGGCUUUGGUGGUAGAGGCAGAGGAAGGAGGGAUCAAAAUGGUGGUUGGAGUGACAACAAUUCUGCUGAAGAUAAGACCUUUGACUGGAAGAAUGGGGCAAACAAUAGCAGUGGAGGAUGGAAAAAUAAUGGUGGUGGAAGCAGUUGGAACCGAGGAGGUGGUGAUAGGGGCCACCAACAGAAUAGCUGGAAUUCUGGAAGUGGUGGAACAAGCAAUGAAGGUGGUGGUUGGAGUAGCCAAGGUUCAGGCUGGAACCAGUCAAGAACGGCCAAAGAUAGUGGUGGCAGUGACCUUGCUGGUGGUUGGAACAAGGGAACCUGUGCAAACAGCGAUGUUGCCUGGGGUCAAGGAAACAGCUGGAAGUCAUCAAAUCCUUCUGGUGAGGGCUGGAGUAAAUCAAGCAAAGAAAUUAAAGGUUCAGAAGAUCAAGGGGGUGGCUGGAACAAAGGACCUUCUGGUGCAAACAGCGAUGCUGCCUGGGGUCAAGGAAACAGCUGGAAGUCAUCAAAUCCUUCUGGUGAGGGCUGGAGUCAAUCAAGCAAAGAAAUUAAAGGUUCGGAAGAUCAAGGGGGUGGCUGGAACAAAGGACCUGGUUCCAGUGCUCAAGGUGGUGGCUGGGGGACAAAAGGAGCAGGCUCAGGAGAAGCAGGGAUGACUGGGGGUGAUGCUAUGACCUGGAAUCAAUCUGGUGCUUCUGGCAGAGGCCAAUCAUCUGGUUGGAGUGGAUCAACAGAGGGAAAAGAAGGAACUAAUACAGGCGGGGAACUAACUGAUCCGUGUGGUAAAGCAUCAUCAACAAGUUCUUGGAAUCAAUCAAGCAAAGACGUUGAAGGUUCUGAUGACCAAGGGAGUGGCUGGAACAAAGGACCCAGUUCUAAUGCUCAAGCUGGUGGCUGGGGGGACAAAGGAGCAGGUUUGGGAGAUGGAGGCGAUGCUAAGACCUGGAAUCAAUCAAGUGCUUUUGGCGGAGGGCAAUCAUCUGGUUGGGGUCAAUCUUCAGAGGUGAAAGGAGCAAAUGAAACUGGUAAGCCGGCUGAUCCAUGGGGUAAUAAAGCAUCAACAAGCUCUUGGGGAAACGAAGGGAAUGAUGGAAGUAGCAAAGGGGGGUGGUAAUUGCUUUGCAAAAGAAGCCAUGGUAUCUAGUUUUUGAAGUUUAAAGGAGCUGUAUAUAUUAGCUUAUUGUCUUAUUCACGGUUAGGAAGGAUCUAACAGUGGUAUUUCUUUUGAAACUCUGCCCUAGACUCAAAUUUCUGUUUCCUUGACAUUUUGAAUUCCGGUACUCCCAGAAGGAGUUGCUCUUGGAGCAUUGAUCAUGGAGACGGUUUCUAGUUUAUGACAGUAUUUUGUAUGUAAAUGGUUAUUUAAGCCCGUACUUUUGCAAUGUUUAUAAUAGUUCCCUAGUGCCAGAAA
Messenger RNA from Populus trichocarpa (black cottonwood), 5874 nucleotides. Its product is annotated as protein RNA-directed DNA methylation 3. The transcript has 18 exons. The record is from RefSeq and is a predicted model, not a curated record. Gene Ontology annotation, molecular function: mRNA binding. Bases 142 to 5577 code for a protein of 1811 amino acids. Gene Ontology annotation, biological process: regulation of DNA-templated transcription elongation; regulation of transcription by RNA polymerase II; transcription elongation by RNA polymerase II. Lineage: Eukaryota; Viridiplantae; Streptophyta; Magnoliopsida; Malpighiales; Salicaceae. Gene Ontology annotation, cellular component: DSIF complex.